Propithecus coquereli (Coquerel's sifaka) is the source of this 3882-nucleotide messenger RNA. RefSeq names its product lysine (K)-specific demethylase 7A (gene KDM7A). The transcript is spliced from 20 exons. Gene Ontology annotation, biological process: protein demethylation; regulation of transcription by RNA polymerase II. Gene Ontology annotation, molecular function: transcription coregulator activity; histone demethylase activity. Bases 455 to 3001 code for a protein of 848 amino acids. The record is from RefSeq and is a predicted model, not a curated record. NCBI's taxonomy places the organism in Eukaryota, Metazoa, Chordata, Mammalia, Primates, Indriidae.
UCUGUAGUAUCCCUCUUGCGAGGGAAAAGUCAUUUACAAUUUUACCCCUAUCUUCCCAACUUGGGAGUUGAAAGCAUUCGCAGCUAAGUCAUGUUAUUUAUAAAGACAUGGUUCUUCUGGUUCUUCUCUAUCCCUCUCUCCACCAACCCCAUUUCACGGUUUGUCCCUAACGGCCGACAGACAUAAAUGAAUUUCUGUUAGGGACAACCCUCCUCCACCUAACGGUGACUCCAUCAACACGCCGGUUUCCUAGCUGCUCGAUGGGAAUUCGGGUGGGGUGUUUUCCAAAGUUUGAGUGGAUUCCACUGCACAUUCCUCCACCUCGGAAAGGCAUAACUGGCCCGGCGUGUCACCUCGGCAAGGACGCAGCUGUGUGGGAGUAGAAGAACAUCAUGCUGUUGACAUUGACCUGUACCACUGUCCCAACUGUGCAGUUUUACAUGGUUCCUCCUUGAUGAAAAAGAGGAGAAACUGGCACAGGCACGACUACACAGAAAUUGAUGAUGGUUCCAAACCAGUGCAAGCUGGAACUAGAACUUUUGUUAAGGAAUUACGUUCUCGAGUCUUCCCAAGUGCCGAUGAAAUCAUUGUAAAGAUGCAUGGCAGCCAGCUGACACAAAGAUAUCUAGAGAAACAUGGAUUUGAUGUCCCUAUUAUGGUCCCUAAAUUAGAUGAUCUGGGGCUUAGGCUACCUUCACCUACUUUUUCUGUGAUGGAUGUGGAACACUAUGUAGGUGGUGACAAAGUGAUAGAUGUCAUUGAUGUGGCGAGGCAGGCAGACAGCAAAAUGACACUUCACAAUUAUGUUAAAUACUUCAUGAAUCCUAACAGACCAAAAGUGUUAAAUGUGAUCAGCCUUGAAUUUUCGGAUACAAAGAUGUCUGAAUUGGUGGAGGUCCCUGAUAUAGCCAAAAAACUUUCUUGGGUGGAAAAUUAUUGGCCAGAUGAUUCAGUCUUUCCCAAGCCAUUUGUCCAGAAAUACUGCUUAAUGGGCGUUCAAGACAGCUACACAGAUUUCCACAUUGACUUCGGUGGAACUUCAGUCUGGUACCAUGUCCUCUGGGGUGAGAAGAUUUUUUAUUUGAUAAAGCCAACAGAUGAAAAUUUGGCACUCUAUGAAUCUUGGAGUUCAUCUGUGACCCAGAGUGAGGUGUUCUUUGGAGAUAAGGUGGAUAAAUGCUACAAAUGUGUGGUAAAGCAGGGACAUACCUUAUUUGUUCCUACAGGGUGGAUUCAUGCUGUGCUCACUUCUCAGGACUGUAUGGCUUUUGGGGGGAACUUUCUGCACAACCUUAACAUUGGCAUGCAGCUCAGGUGUUAUGAGAUGGAGAAAAGGCUAAAAACACCAGAUCUUUUCAAAUUCCCUUUCUUCGAAGCCAUAUGUUGGUUUGUAGCCAAAAACUUGCUGGAAACCCUGAAAGAACUGAGAGAAGAUGGUUUCCAGCCUCAAACUUACCUGGUACAGGGAGUGAAAGCACUGCAUACUGCUUUAAAAUUAUGGAUGAAAAAAGAACUUGUAUCUGAACAUGCCUUUGAAAUUCCAGACAAUGUUAGACCUGGACAUCUUAUUAAAGAACUUUCUAAAGUAAUUCGAGCAAUAGAGGAGGAAAAUGGCAAACCAGUUAAAACUCAGGGAAUUCCUACUGUGUGUCCAGUUUCACGAUCCUCAAAUGAAGCAACUUCCCCCUACCAUUCCCGACGAAAGAUGAGGAAACUUCGAGAUCAUAAUGUCCGAACUCCUUCUAACCUAGACAUCCUAGAGCUCCACACCAGGGAGGUCCUCAAAAGAUUAGAGAUGUGUCCAUGGGAAGAGGACAUCUUGAGCUCUAAACUGAAUGGAAAAUUCAACAAACAUCUCCAGCCAUCUUCCACGGUACCUGAAUGGAGAGCAAAAGAUAAUGAUCUACGAUUACUGCUGACAAAUGGAAGAAUAAUCAAAGAUGAGAGACAGCCCUUCACAGAUCAGACUCUUUAUACAGCAGAUAGUGAAAACGAAGAGGAUAAAAGAAGGACAAAAAAGACAAAAAUGAAGAUAGAAGAGAGUUCAGGAAUAGAGGGAGUGGAAAAUGAGACAUCUCAAAAACCACUUAACAGGUUUUUUACACAUGUGAAAUCAGAACUCAGGAAUAAAUCAUCAGGAUAUUCCGAUAUUUCUGAGUCAGAAGACUCUGGACCUGAGUGCACUGCACUGAAAAAUAAUUUUACCACUGAAGAGUCUGAAAGUUCAGGUGAUGAAAAGAAACAAGAAAUAACAUCAAACUUUAAGGAAGAAUCUAAUGUAAUGAAAAACUUCCUUCAAAAGAGCCAGAAGCCAUCUAGAAGUGAAAUUCCAGUUAAAAGGGAAUGUCCUACCUCGACGAGCACAGAGGAAGAAGCUAUUCAGGGCAUGCUGUCUAUGGCAGGGUUGCACUAUUCCACAUGUUUACAAAGGCAAAUACAAAGCACAGACUGCAGCGGUGAGAGAAACUCUCACCAGGAUCACAGCAGCUGCCACAGCAGUAACCAUGAGGUUAGGCAGUUGUAUCGCUAUGCUAAACCAGUGGAAUGUGGGUACCAUGUCAAGACUGAAGAUCAAGACUUGAGGACUUCUUCCUGGAUUAAACAAUUUGAUACUUCCAGAUUUAAUCCUCAGGACCUAAGUAGAAGCCAGAAAUGCAUCAAAAAGGAAGGUUCAUCAGAAACCAGUCAGAAGGUACAAAGUAGGAAUUAUGUGGACAGCAGUGGCUCAGGCCUUCAGAACGGAAAGUACAUGCAGAAUUCAAGCUUGAUUUCAGGGGCAUGCCAGAUAAGUAAUGGCAGUCUAAGCCCAGAAAGGCCAGUUGGUGAAACUUCCUUCUCAGUGCCCCUUCACCCCACCAAGAGACCUGCAUCAAAUCCACCACCUAUCAGCAACCAGGCAACAAAAGGUAAACGCCCAAAAAAAGGAAUGGCAACAGCUAAACAACGUCUUGGGAAGAUCCUUAAGUUGAACAGAAAUGGCCAUGCACGUUUCUUUGUGUGACAGAGCUGCUGUUGCAGCCGCUUUUUCCUUUGGAGACCAGUCUCGGGGGUGCAGGAGCCUGGAGCUUGCACCAUCCCCCUGCCUGGAGCAAUUUGUGUGUAUAGUAAGAACACUGCCCGAAGAACAGAAUGAACCUGAUGCUGCAUUUUCACUGUGCCACACCCACUCAGCAAUAACCAGUUUGGACCUGGUGGGGGAGAGGAAGAAGGAGGGUAGAACCUUAAAAAGAGACCUUGAACUGGAAAGGGUCUCUUGUCAGGGCUUGAAUUUCAUUUUGUUGUUGGUAGUGUCUUGAUUUAUUUUCAGUGGUAGGAUAAAGAAUUAUCAAUAAUUUAUUUAACAGAUUUUUUUUUUAAAGUUAACAGCUUAUAAAUCUUUCUUUUUUAAAGCUAUUUAUUUGGAAGAUUUCUGGAGAAAUAUCUCACUAAUUUAGAUUUAAGAAUGUGAAGGUUUUUAAAUUAUUUUUGAUAGUGUGUGUGUUAUAUGUGGGGAAGAGCCACAGUAACAGUAACUAGUCUGGACUCUUAAAUUUGAUAUUCAGGUUAAAGUCUUAAACAGGGAUUUGAUGCAUUAAUUAUUUUAAAUUAAGAUGUAUAUGAAAAUCAUUUUAUUUUAUAUAUUUCAUGUGUUUUUUAUAAGCUAUUAGCUUCGCUUUUGCUAACAUCCAAGGUGCAUACUGUUAUCCAGGUUAAUUACCUUUUAUCCCACCUUCCCUCUGAACUCCCCAUCAUUUUGUGAUGACCCAACAAGACUCUUCUCUUUGCAGGGAAACACUUUCAUAGCCAAUGUGUAAGAACUCCAUAAAAAAUCCCUCAUUUCUCAUUUCGUUUCACAUUGUGAUUUUCUUCUAAAUAUAAAAAAAUAGGCUUCUUGCAUUUUCA